Molecule: messenger RNA, 408 nt
Organism: Fonsecaea nubica
Lineage: Eukaryota; Fungi; Ascomycota; Eurotiomycetes; Chaetothyriales; Herpotrichiellaceae
Exons: 2
Coding region: 1-408 (135 amino acids)
Source: RefSeq, a predicted model, not a curated record
AUGAACGUCGAGACGUGUUCGCGUUUGAACUUAAAGUCAUACUUACCUGGGAUGUUCGUAUCCAUAUUCCUUCCCAGCUCUAUCAAUAUCUCCACCAUUCUAAAGCUUGCUCCCAACAGAACGACAAUGGCAAACAGGACCUCCGUCUCUUCUGAUGACUAUGUUGAUCCAGUCAUCGAAAACGCAGUCAUUGGGAUUAAAAUCGAUCUCGACACCCUUAAGCAACUCACAUCUUCUGGGGCAGCUGCUCAAGAUGCAAGACACCGUGAAGUCAAAGAGUCAAUUGAAAAGGCAAUUCAGACCGCCAAGGACGAAGGGAGAUUCGAACAGGACAAGGAUGCUAAUGAGCAAGAUGCUAAUGAUCAAGGUGUUAAUGAUCAAGGGAGCAGCAAAGCUGGAGAAAAAUGA